GUUUGUCCGCCAUUCUCGAGUGGAAUGGAGACCGAUGAAACAUAUUAUUCCUUUAUCGUAAAUGGAUUGUGAAGAAAUCUUGGGAUGUUUUGAUGCUAACCAUUUAUCUAUUUUGUAAUUGAUCUGUUUGGAGUUGACUUGGUGAGUUAUAAUUCGGUUCAUGGUCUUCGCUAUAAAUCUUACAUUCUACUUGAUAAUCUGGAUGAUUUGAAGCUAAGACCUUACAUGGUUUGAAAACAUUGUUUGUAGUUUCUUUUUUAAAUUGUUUUUUAUUUUUGGUUGUAGUCGGUUCUGUCUGUUUGUAUGGAGUUGAUAGCUCCGUGAGAUUUGCGAGGCUCGCUUACUGUUUAGCGGACUACCUUUAUAAUUGAAGGUGGUUCAACCACAGCUUUUGGAUCGAAUUAAUCACAAUCAUUUAGUUACAUGUUGUAUUACAGCUAAAAAUCUGCGUGUGUCCCAGCUGCUCGUGGAUCAUGCACAGAAAAAAUGCCAAGAAAAAUGAAUUUAUGAUAACUGUCUUCAUAUUGAAUUUCAACUUUUCAUUAGGGUUCUGUUAGAAAUUUUGUUUACAAACCAAGUAUUAUGGAUUAUUUAAACCGUAGAUUAAUUAAACCUCGUUUCUAAACCAUUGAUUUGAAUAACAAUUUCAAAAAAAUUGUAACAACCACGGUGCUUAGAAAAUAUCUGAGGUCCCUAUGAUGACAGCUUCUAACCCUAGCCAGUUCUGUGGUUUAUGUGGUUGGAUGCUCAAGCAAGUGAGCUGCAGAGCACUAGCUGGUUGACAAGGUCAUGCACUUGGUGAACCAUGAACACUCUUACAUCAGUUUGCAUAUUCUCCAUAAUGUUCCCUAUGCUUGUUGUAAGAUACUAACAAGGAUUAUUUAUUUAACAAUCAAGAGCUUCUUUAAUAGAUGACCAUCUCCCUUAUUCUCAUAACCUGAAUGUGCAAUUCAGAAGUUAUCAUGUUAGGAGAAUUUGAUGCUAGUCACUCUUAGGGGUCAAAGUGUUAUAAAGAUAUCAGAAUUUCUUUGGGUUGAACACAAUUAAAAUUUUUUAUUGAAAUCUCUACUUUCAAACUCAACCAAUAACAACACAAUGUUCAGAAACUCUCUUGAAGCAUUGUAGAGGUUUAAAAUACAUGUGAAAAAAAAAAAUUAUUAUUAUAGCGGAGCUCGCAGAGGGUAGCCCCAUAAUUAUACAAAAUGGUAGUAGUAAUAGUAACCCAUCAAGCCAAAAAAAAUUUGGACUUACGACUGUAUGACUGUACGACUGUACAACCAUACAAGGUGCUACUUUUAACAUGCAUGGUCAGCUGUACCGCGUGCACGCCAACACCACAGCUUUGUCCAGUAGUCCAGUGGUCAGUGCACUGGGCUCUGAGUUAGACGACCUGGGUUCUAGUCCUGGCCGGGGCAAGGCGUUGUGCCCUUGAGAUGUGCAGGGAAAAAAAAAUGCAAGCUCUGCUUUUAGGCUUGGCAAAAUCUAUUUAAAAAGUAAUAAUGGAUGUUUAUUACUUUGUUGAAGUUUAUUUUUAAUUGUGGUUGCAUCUAUAUGUUGUAUUCAUAUUGUAGUAGCAGUAUCUAAGAUUUGUGAGACAAACAUCCUUUUAACUACAUCAACUACAUAAGAGGCUUACUAUGACAUUUUACAGAGAGGCUGUUUAACCAUGUCACUGAAAUUGUUGGUUUGUUUGCUGCACCAAAAUCAGCUGUCCUUAAAAUAUAAAUCCUCUGGUACUUCAAACACUUGAGUGAUGCAAUUGUACAUUUUGACGACUGAAAGAUUUUCAUGAAUUUUAGAUAGGUCCAAUGGACCCUGAACGAAGUCAUGUGUCAGUCCAGAAUGAUGACAACCACAGAAGUGUAUUGCCAUCAAGCUCCAUAGAGGAAGGAUCUUGUUCUGUGGCAGUGGAGGUCUCUGAUUCUGAAGGAAAGGAGAAUGCACUUGUGGAGAAAGUUCAGGAGAUAGCAUUAGACAGCAGUAGUAGUGUCAAGACAGAAUGGACAACUUCGAGGGCGAGCAUUCAUUUAACAACAAGUGUGCAUAAUAAGACUGGAGCAAUGUUUGAAGAGGAAGAAGAAGGAGAACUUGAUUAUGAGGAGGAUGAAGGCGAAGUACCAGGGGGCCAAGAGGAUAAGAAUGGCCUAAGAAAUGAUGUUGAUGAUGGUAAAGAGGAAGGUGAAGUAGAAGAUGAUGAGCAAGAUGAUGAGGGUGAAGAAGGAGAAAUCCUCUCAGAUGAUGAUGAUAAGGUAAAGGGCUUUUACAUCCCCAAGAUCCUUAUAAUAAAUCUCCUUGCUUUGUUUGUAUGUUUCUCAACAUAUUAGUUCUGAUAAUUUGGUGUUAAUCAAGCAUUGAUAUUGUAUGGAAAAAUUACUGUCUGGUAACUAUGAGGAAUGAAAGGGUGAAGAAAGUUCCAAGCCACGGAUUGAAACUUUUGAGAAAAACUUAUUUAUUUGGCUAUACAUCCAUGAAUGUAUUAAAAAGAAGAUAAAUUUGUUCAAAAAAUGAGUGGGGUAAGUUUGGAAAAGAACAGUUGUAUCCUGGUGCUAUAACUGUAUUUCCAGCUAAGUUUGUAUAGGUAUGUGUGUUGUUUUAAAAUUUUUUAUUUGCUUUUCAGGUAAAUGCAGAGAAAAAGCCUCAAGAUCAAAAAGAUUCGGCUAAGAAUGAGGUAAAAAAGGGAACAAUAAGUUAGUGAUGGUGCAUUCUUACCAGUAUAACCUUUGUGCUGUUAUGAUAUGUAAUGCACACAAAGUUAAUGAGUAGAAGACCUCAGUAGUUUCUUUGAAAUCUUUUAAUGAAUGAGCAAGCAUUAGACAAGGUAUAUAUCUAGAAAGAGAUACUGAUUGUGGUUAUAAUUAUGGUCUUGAUGAAUAAAUUGAGAGGUCAGUAAUUAUGUAAUAACCAAAAAGUUGAUAUUGAAAUUUUCACUCCAGAGAUCUGGAGUCAAUUCAAGUAACUGAUGACCAUACACUUCUGUAGCCAGUUUGAGUGAAAUUGAUUUUAUAAGGGGGCUAAGCAUAUAAAUAGAAGAGGAUAGCGUCCAACCUUGUCAUUACUUGUCUUCACAGUGGUGUAUUGAAAUUGUAAAGAGAAUUUAGGCCUUUGAUUACUCCUGGCAGUCAUGGAGUUAAUGAAAAAUCUCACCUAAAUGUCUACUCUUUAAUUUUCUUUUGUUAGGCUGAUGGCCCUGAAGAAGGAGAAGUGAUUGAUGAUGGAGAUUCCAUGGGUAAUUGAAAUGGAAUGUUAUGAUUCAAUUGGUUUCCUUUUUUUUUUGACAAAUUACCGACAAAAGCAUUUAACAUUUCUAAAAUACUGUAUAGCAUGAAAAAUUUGGGGAUUUGGAAGAUAGUUUUUGAUUGGUAAAGUUAAGCUCAAGAAAAAGAUUCCUACAAUAUAAUAAACCCGCUGAAUUUCACAGAAAUGGGUUUGCAUAGUAACAAGAAAUUACAAAUAGUGUUUCCCAGUGUAAUUUAUCUUUUUUUGUGCAAGGCACUGAAAAAUUUAGUCAGCCCCAUCCUGAGAAUAGUAGAGUUUAGCUUUAUUUUGGUAAUCAUUUCUUAUCUUAGGUGAAAAUUGUGUUUUGGAGUGAUUAAAAAAAAAAAAAAAAAGCAUGUUGAGUGGUAUGUUGCUCGUAAUGAUCAAACCACUGCAUUUGAGUAUGUACGUCACACCGAUCAGAUUGCCACAUUAGGUUAUGUAUCUGGCACUAAUCAUGUCACAGCAUUUGGAUAUCUUGCACCAAUCACAGCAUUUAGGGUAUGUGUCUCGCACCAAUCAGAAUGCUGCAUUAGGUUAUGAUCUCACACCAAUCAUAUAAGAGCAUUUGGAUAUCUUGCACCAAUCACAGUGUUUAGGAUAUGUGUCUGGCACCAAUCAUAUCACAGCUUUCUUGCAAAUGAUGCCAUGGAAUCAGGAGGCUGUGCACAAAGAAUGAUAUAAACCAUAAAUUUUGGGCUAGUUUUGAUAAGUGCUAUGGUUUGUGGCCUUCACAAGAGCUCUUUGAUUAAGGUCGAGAUUCAUCAGGAUAUGAAAGGUUCCCAUCAUUUGUAUCAUUUUUAAGUUUAAAAAUGUUUUUUUUUCAGCUCCUUUACUUACAACUCACACACCAAACAACCUACAUUCCAUCAUGUACCAUGAAAACAGCAUCCAAAGUCUAAUCAAAACAUACCCAAUCAUUGUACUGCAUGAACAUCAGGCAAUUUUUCGUGUGCUUGAAUUGUAUUCCACCAAUCAAAUUCCAUUUUGCCAAAUUAGACUUUGCAUUUAAACUUUUUCUACAAACAAUUUUGGCUUUUAGCUACCUUGAACUUAAUCCAAUUGAGUGUUAAUUCCUUGUUAACAACCUGCAUUUAUAUCACACACAGAGGGCAAAGUCCAGAUAGGCAACAACCAAUCAAGGAGCCCUCUUUGAAAUAUUAUCCUUUUCUCUUGGUCAGUGUAUCUUCACUCAUUUGAGAUCCCAAUAUAUCUUUUGUUAAGGUCUAUUAGAGAUACAACAGGGUUUCAGUUUGCUUUUUCGUGGAAUAAUGUGGAAUUUUAUUUUUGAGGCAGCUAUCUGUAGAUGAAUAAUUUUUAUUUUCUCUCAGUUAGAGGAAUAUUGGUAAACAUAGUCUCUUUCGCAAUCGUUAUUUGGUCUCAUCAGGCAGUGCACUCUCUCUCCAACAGGUAUUAUAUGGUGUUUUGUGAUGAGACCAAACAACAGCUGUGAGGAGAACAACAGUAAAUGUGGCACUGAUGCAUUUUAUUUUUGUUUAGAAGUAUUUAGUAUUUAUUUAUUUCUCUACAUGGCUUUACUGAUGUGUAAUCUUGUUCCUCCAUUUUAGGUGCACCAGUCCUAAGAACUAAAGUCUGCAGAUAUUUUAUGUAUGGUAAGUUUGCUUACCAAAGCUGUUUUGUCCACUGACAGUAAUGCUCAAAAACAAAGGUUCGGAAAGCUGUGCUGUAAAUUACAUGGCAUCAAGUGCCAUGUCAAGUAUCUAUUGCAGAGAUCCUUCUUUCAACUUUUUUUUGUUACAUUCUACAUUUUACUUGCAUAACAACCUUGUUACAUUCUCAUAUUGCUCUUCUUUGCAGGUGGUUGCACAUGGGGGAAUUCUUGCAGAUUUCUUCAUCCUGGUCACAAUGACAAAGGUGUGGUCAAGAAUUCAGCUUUAGUCUCUCUUACAUCUACAGUAACUUUGGAAAUGCAGGACAAAAACUGGAUUUUAAGUGAAGUAGAACCUCAGUUUUGCCUGCUAACUUGUCAGGGUUUGUUACCUUUGUUCAAUUCCAUUGUGCACCAAAAGAAACAUGAAUAGUAGAAGAACUUAUGAAAUUUAAGUACCUUUUUCAAAAAUUACACAGGAAGUGCUUUAAUGUAUUCCAUUUGAGUUAUAGAAAAAGAACAAGAUGAUUUAGUUUUAAAUGUGGUCUUGAAUUGUCUGAUGUAAGAAGCAGUGGUACAAGAACUACUAUUGAUUUGAAUAAUGUUGACAGGUGCCUAUCAAAUGCUUCCUGAGCCUGGCCAGUACCCAAGCCCCUUCCCCAAAGCACCAGCAGUUGUUCCUCCCAUUCAUCCUGAUGCUAUGAUGAUACCGGACCAAGAUCUUAGUCAGCUGGUAAGUUUUCUCCACCAACUCAUCAUAUUUUCAGUGUAAUUUAUUAACUCAAAAGCUGGACAUCUUGAUUUUAGAUUCCACCCACUGUAUUUCUUGUUCUUAGUGUUUUCUUAAGAUAAUAAGAGUACAUAUUAAUAUUUUCCUCAAAAAGGAAUGAUCUGUCUUGAAUAGAACACUUGUGAAAUUUUUAAACAUGUGGACCCUUUCGUGUUAAUUUGAAGAGUCCUUACACAUUGGUGCAUAAAGUUCCAAAAACACAUGUUGGAUUUAUCAGUAAAGAACACAGCACAUUAGUUUCUCUUUUCUCUGCACACCAUGUGUACAAUUUCUUAUAUUUCAUUCAGGUCAGGAUACAUUUGAGUUAAUGUUGCAGUAAUUGUGAUGUUUUAUUUUUAGGGUGAUGAAGUGAAUGACAAUAGUGUUCAACCUGCCUUAGAGGUGAUACCUCCAACCAAAAAAGAAACCGCAUGGGAGAGGGGACUGAAACGAGCAAAAGAGGUACUGAAUUAUCUUUUACAAGGAUAUGUAUAUAAGAAACAUCUCUCCAAGGGGAACUGCAUGUCAGUAGAAACAUACUUUUCAACAAAUGCUGAAAAAAUGAAAAAAAAAUUUACCCUGCACUGCACGAAAAUAAAUGAGGAAUAGUACAUAUAAGUUGUCUUUUAAUAUUGUGGAACAUUGUUUGGUGUUUGUUAGUAUUCACUAUUGACUUUGUUCCUGCUUAAAAUGUGAACAACAAUAAUCCUUACCCUGAGACUAGACAAUUUUAGUAUUGGAAAAAAACAUAAUAACUUAAGAGGGAAAACCUAAUUAAGAAAGAAUAAAAAUGGCUAAGUAGUGGGAGGAAGAUUACAAAAGAAUGCUAAAGACCAACGGAAACAAUUUUGAUUGGUACAAUAUUUUAUGCCUCUAAAACCGUAUCUUGACUUCUUUUAUUGAAUGUAGAUAAAAAAGGCCGCUCAGAAGAGAAAAGAAGAAGACGCUGAUUUUAAGGAAAAGCGAAUGAUACUGGGAAUCACAGCUGAGGAUGACGAAGAUGAAAAUGAUAAAGAAAAUACGAUGAGACGGCGUGAAAUGAUGCGGAGUAGGCUGGAGAAAGAAGCUAUUCACUGUGAGGAGGACGAUGUCAGGUACCGCAGAGGUGCUGACAUUGUGUCUCGGUGGAGAGACAAGAGAGAAACUUCGCCUCUUCAGUAUCGGGUUCGUUGAUAGACUUAAUUUGUUCACUUGAACAGUGCUUUACCAGACAUAUCCAAGCUAAAAUUCUGAAUUGGGGGGUUAACGUGUUAAUUGAUCGUUUUGUAUGUUCAUCCGCAACAAAUCGGGUUAGAAAAGGAUAUUCUAGGUGGUUGUCUCUUAUGUUUUCAUUUAAAAUUGUGCGGGAGAAAUCGGCGAACGGCUGGCCAGAAUUGAUCAAUUUGCAUUUGACCGAUAUAUCGGUAGGAUUAAGUACGUCCAUUUCGGAAAUUGGUGCACACAGAAAUAAAAUUUGAUGAAGGUCUUUUCGGUUGUAGGAUCGUGACAGAAAGAAAAAGAGAGGUUUUCGCACUCCUUCGUCUUCACCUGAAAGGUAAAUAUGAUAAAUUGUAUUGAUCAACUUUGCCAUUAGUGAAUUGGAGAGUAGAUAAAAGCAUGUUCCUUUUUGGAAAAAUUCAGAUUGUAAUAUAGUCAAACAUCUACGUAACCAUCUAUGACACACGACUGUGAUGGGGAGGCAAAGGAGUAGUUGUAUUAGAUAUUAAAUCCUAAGGCUAUUUUUUUCCUGAAAUCACAGGUGAAUUACCCUCCUAAAUCAACAUUAUCACUGAAAAAGUUGGCCGAAAUGGGUAUUGUUUUUGUUUUAAAGGCAUUCACUUUUUCUUUCUCUUUCAGGGACAGACGGAAUAGACGACGAGGAGGUGAGAAGGAUAAACAGAAAGAAAAAAACAAAGAAACUGUUAAGGAGAGAGAAACAGAACAAACGAGAAAAGGAACGAAAGAGCUGGAAAAGACAAGCGAGGAGAAAUUUAAAAAGAAGAAGGACAGAGGUAAGGAGAAGGAGACGGAAGAGGAAAAAAACGACAGUGCAGACAAGGAACAAACAACUCUAGCUCUCAAGGAGCAACAAGAAAGGACAACUGACGAGAAAAAGAACAGGGAUGAGGGAAAGAAAAAAAGGACUCACGAAUCAAGUGCGGAGACAGAAGUUAAAACAGCUAAGGAUAUAGAGAAGAAAGAGGAGACCAGGGAAUUAGAUGACAAGGACAAAGCUAAACCCAAAGCAUUAGGAAUCUCUAGUUCUCGUCUCCCUAAUGACGACUGGAUUGAUCCUUGGCAAAGAACUACUUCUCCUAAACGACAGUCAGCCUCUUCACGGAGUUCACGAAGCCGAUCGUCAUCUUCCUCAUCUGACUCAUCACGCUCGUCACGUUCACGUUCACACUCAGGAUCAGAGUCACAUUCCACUUCACGCUCUGCGUCACGCUCACGGUCUCGUUCAGUCUCUGCAGCGUCUUCUAGAUCACGCUCGCGGUCCCACUCCGGAUCCCGAUCUAAAUCACGCUCCCGAUCUGGAUCUCGAUCCUCGGGUAGCGAUCGUUCGAGUUCGUCAAGCAGCCACAGUCCUAUGAAAGAGGCGAAGACUGCACCGAAUGCAGACGACGACAGAGGCGCCAAACAAGCGUCAAACGAAUCAUCAGACUCGGAAUCCGAAUCAACCAAAUCCAAGUCUCGAUCACCCACACCGGUUUCGAAAAGCCCCAUAAAGCCAAAAGCUUCUCCAGACAAAGGACCUCGGACGCCACCAAUCGAGUCAUCAACAGGACGUUACUUCAAAGAAAAAAGGAAUCGCUAUGAGUAUGGCCGAGCAGACAGAAUAGAAAAGUGGCGAGAGACGCAGUUACGAUAUAACAACCCUUGGGACCCCCGAAGGAUGGGUGGUACAAGGCCAACUGAAGAUCCAUAUAGGUGAGUAUCUUAUGUCGUAGCGGUGGUUGGGGGGGUGAGAAAGCUGUUUUCCGAUUUUCCAUCUAAAAUUGGCUAUUGGUGGACGUCGGGAAGUAAUCUGUUUUUCUGAUGUAGGGAGCGAGAGCGUGGAUAUCACUCUCGAAGGGGAAGGAGUCCCACGAGGAGAAGAAGAUCUCGAUCGCCCCGGAGAAGGGUAGGUACCUUUCUCAUUGCAUAGAUGAGUCCUUAAAAGAGUGAAAACUGAGGUUAGAGUUAAGGUGGUCAUCACCAAUUGAUUAUUUGGCAUAUAUCCACCAUAGAAUAAGAAAAGAAUCAGACAACUUUUCUGUCAUUUCAUCAGAGCUUAUUACGUGAAGUCUUUAACGGUACCUUCGUAGCGAUAAGUCAGAGUAGAAAAAUGGUCUUUGUGAUUGUUGACGUUUUUCUUUUGACAGAAUGAAGACCGAAGGCGACCUGACGAAUUGAAGACGUGAGUUUUCUUAGUUUUAUAUCAAGACUUAAUUGGGUACAUGAUUUGGAAACUGAUUUUGAGCUGAACGACUGUAAAGGAUUUUUAGUUUUCUACUUAGUGAUUUAUGAAAUGAACCAUGCUUGAGCCAUGGGUUAAAAGUGAUAAACUGAUUCUCACAAGUAAACUGAAAUCCAAUAGAUUGCUAGAGUGCUGAGCCGUGAUUAAAGAAUUCUUGGAAGCCUGAAUUCCUUUCUUCAGGGUUUCUGUAACAGUUUUAAUUGUAGUAUACCAUGGUGGAGUAUCAUUUCCCAGCUGCGGGUCAUCAGGGCUUGUCAUAGAGUAUGAUAACGUAUGCAAAUAGCACGCGCUUGCGCAAUUCGGCAUACAAGAAUCUUCCAUCUUUGUGACUUCAGUUUCCAGUUGAGUACUAGUUGAGUAUUAAAUUAUUUAUCAUAGAUGUUUGGAAAUGAAAUACAUAAAAAUCUCUAUUCGGCUGUUGAGUGCUAUUACUUCUAUCUUUAAGCCGAGAGCGUUCCUCGAGUGCAGAUAGCAUGGAGCAUGCGCUGGCUCGGCCCAGUUCUCCUCGCGGGACACGGGAACGAGGCGGAAUGCGGCGUGUGUCCAGUGCAUCAUCAAGUGACAGUGAGAGUACUGACAGUGGUAGUCAAUCUGAAGACGAACAAAACCCGCCUAAAACACGCCGGACAGCCCCUGAACAGCUCAAACAAGCUCGGAAUGUGCCGCUGACAAGUGGAAAUAUUAGAUAUACUGGACAUAAAGAUAUUAAACUCACUUUGAAUAAGGUACGAUUGAAAAAAAUGGUCGCUCUUUGUUCUACAAGGUGCUGAUGUCAGCAAUCCUGCCCAAAGUUCUUCGUAGUGAGAUACAUGCAGUUACAUGAUGUUAUGUUUUUAUUACGUAUCUCCUUCUUACAAACAAUGCAGCGACUAAAGAGCAACUGAAGAUCAAGUUUUAAAGAGAAGAAAGUGAUAAUCAUGGCUAUGAUUGUAUGUGUGCACUGAAGAUGUCCUACAUCGUGCAUUGUUGAUGGUGUUUUCCCCGUCAGGGUGACGAAAUGUCAUGAUGAUGAUGAUCAUGAUAGUGAUGAUGAAGUUUUUAUGUUGUCUGAUUUUAUUCUCACUUAUUUCAUUUCAGUCUGUGACGCGAAAAGACAACUCGGAGCCAUCCAAACAACCCGCUCCUCAUUCACCACCAGCAAGAUCUGAAGCCAGUAGCAGCAGUGAUAAACCCUCUGCGUUCAAAAAACGGCCACGUGACUCACCUUCAGUCCCUGACGCUCCAGCGGCAAGGAAGGAAGCCGUGUCAUCAUCCAUGCCAUCUGCUAUCAAACCUGACAAACAGUCAGCGGAUCCUCAUGUGGAAUCAGCGUCUUCCGGGAGAGGAAACGCGGCGAACACAACCUCAAGGAGAGAAGAACUUCUUCGUGAGCUUAAAGCUGUUGAAGACGCUAUAGCAAGAAAGCGCGCCAGAAUUGAAUAAUAAUCGUGCAUAUUUUCAAGUAAAUGUAUAAUAAAGACCUGUCUUUCGCCAUUGUAUUUGUUAUGAAUAUUUUUAUUUCAAGCAUUCAAACUACGCAUAACACUGUUAGAACUACUGUCACGUUGCUUCUGUCCCACGUUGGAUGGAGGUUGAUAAUGGCCGGAGCCAAACACCUUAGUCUACCCUAGUCUUAAUAAUAAUAGUAAUCUUUAAUGAAGAUGCCAACGUCACGAAGUGAUUUACAGAAGGGUCC
Messenger RNA from Pocillopora meandrina, 10747 nucleotides. Lineage: Eukaryota; Metazoa; Cnidaria; Anthozoa; Scleractinia; Pocilloporidae. The record is from the annotation of a GenBank genome assembly.